Sparassis crispa is the source of this 282-nucleotide messenger RNA. RefSeq names its product COX assembly mitochondrial protein. The transcript is spliced from 4 exons. Bases 1 to 282 code for a protein of 93 amino acids. NCBI's taxonomy places the organism in Eukaryota, Fungi, Basidiomycota, Agaricomycetes, Polyporales, Sparassidaceae. Gene Ontology annotation, cellular component: mitochondrion. The record is from RefSeq and is a predicted model, not a curated record.
AUGAAUACCCUUUCGCGUCGCGAGGAGGAGACCCUCCUUAAGACUGCUAAAAAUCGCGCAUUGAAGGAAUGUGAUCCUGUGGUGAAAGCAUUCGCCGACUGCGCGACUGGGCAUACCUUCACCGUAGCCUGGAACUGCAGGGAACAAUACAAGGCGGUGCAGGAGUGCAUGAUACAAUAUACAGGACCAGAACCUAUGGCAGCAGUUCGUGCUGAAUAUCUACGGUUGCGGAACGAACAACACGCUGGUUUGAUCGUACCGCCGACGGCCUACCUCCUUUGA